This is a messenger RNA of Closterium sp. Naga37s-1, 1683 nucleotides long. The record is from the annotation of a GenBank genome assembly. NCBI's taxonomy places the organism in Eukaryota, Viridiplantae, Streptophyta, Zygnematophyceae, Desmidiales, Closteriaceae.
AUGCAGGCCAGCAUCCCUCGGCCAGUAGCUAAAGGCGGCGUCGCGCUUCUUUCGCUCGCCAUCCUCUUGUCACUCGUUCAGACCAUCUUCAACACUUUCGUCAGCCUCCUUUUUCUCGGAGGCCUAGGAUACUUAGGGUUCCAGUACCUAUCCAAGGAUGGCAAGAACUCUUCUGGGGCUUCAGCCAUGGACGCGCAGAAGAUAGCAGAGCUCAAGGCCUUCGUGCAGCUCUGCCAGAAAACUCCCGCCGUUCUCGCGGACCCGAAGCUCGAGUUCUUUCGUGAUUAUCUUGAGAGUCUGAACGCGGAGGUGCCAGGGGAGGCGUACGGCCUGAAGACGGGCGCCGCACCCAAGGCAGAGGAGAAGGCGGAGGAACCAAGCACGAUGGAGUCCGAAGCGAGCAAGGUGGAGGAGCCAGAGGAGGAAGAGGAGGAGGAGGAGGCGGAGAUUGUCGAGUCAGACGUGGAGAUAGACGAGGAGGGCGUGGUGGAGGGGGACGACGACCCCCCGCAGCAGAUGGGCGAUGCCAGCAAGGAGGUGGGCGAGGAGCAGAGGGACGCCGCUCAGGCCGCCAAGGCCCAGGCCAUGGAGGCCCUGGCUGAAGACAAUCUGGAGGCGGCAGUGGCGCAUCUCACAGAGGCCAUUCUCAACAACCCCACCUCCGCACUGCUCUAUGGCAACCGAGCUGGAGUAUUUGUGCGCAUGAAGAAGCCCAACGCUGCCAUUCGAGAUUGUGACGAGGCUCUCAAGCUCUACCCUGACUCUGCCUGCGCCUACAAGUCCCAGGGAGAGGCCAAGCCCCUUCUCGGGCAGUGGGAGGUGGCAGCUGCUGAUUUACGCCUGGCCUCUCGCCUGGACUACGACGGGGAGGUGAACUCGUUUCUGAAGCUCGUGGAGCCCAAGGCACACCGCCUGGAGGAAGGAAGUCACUCCAUCUUCCCCUCUCGCUCCCUCUGUUCCCCCGAUUUAUUCCAGCUCAACCCGGAUUCCGCCCGCGCUUACAAGUCCCGGGGCGAAGCCAAAGCCCUAUUGGGCCAGUGGGAGGUGGCAGCAGCGGACCUGCGUCUGGCAUCUCGCCUGGACUACGACGAGGAGGUGAACUCGUUCCUGAAGCUCGUGGAGCCCAAGGCACACCGCCUGGAGGAGCACCGGCGCAAGUACGACCGGCUGCGGAAGGAGCGCGAGGAGCGCGUGGCAGCCAAGGAGAGGGAGCGGCGCAGGAAGGCGGCUCAGAAGGCGUAUGAGGAGGAGAAGAGGCGCGAGGAGGAGCGGAAGAACGCGGCCAGAGGGGCUGGGGGUGGUGGAGGGUUCCCGGGGGGGUUUCCAGCGGGAAUGGGGGGUAUGCCGGGGGGUUUCCCUGGGGGGAUGGGGGGUAUGCCGGGGGGUUUCCCUGGGGGGAUGCCGGCAGGGAUGGGGGGGAUGGGGGGCAUGGGAGGGAUGCCUGGGAUGGGCGGCGGUGCGGGCGGCGGCAUGCCGGAUAUGAGUCAGAUGCUCAAUGUGAGUCAGAUGCUUAAUGACCCUGAGCUGCUCAUGGCGCUUCAGAACCCCGCUGUCAUGGCAGCCAUGCAGGACGUCAUGAAGAACCCGGCCAAUCUGCUCAAGUAUCAGAAUGACCCCACAGUGGGUCCAGUGCUCAUGAAGCUCAUGUCUAAGUUUGGUGGCGGCGCUGGUGGUGGCAUGUAG